AGAAAAUGAGCUCCUCCCCAUAUUGCCAGGUCCAGAAGUGAGGGUGGGAGGAACAGCUUAACCGACUCGACUUGGGGCUUAAAAGUGCUCAGUCCUCCCCACCGAGAAAGUGACCGUGCCUGCCCGCAGGCCUGCCCCGCGCAGCUGGGCUUGGAAGCGUCUGCUUUUGCCUCUUCUGCCGCAGACGUGGAAGCUACCCGGGAAGCGCCCAUUAGCCAAUGUGUGUGUGCGGCUUUCCUGAAGCCCAGGUUCUACAUGACAGCAGCCUACCUACAUAAUAAAAGAAAUUUCAAGCCAGACAUUGGAAGAAAUGUCAGAAGAUUCAGAAAAGGAAGACUAUUCAGACAGAACGAUCAGUGAUGAUGAAUCAGAUGAGGAUAACUUCAUGAAAUUCGUAAGCGAAGAUAUCCACCAGUGUGCACUUUUAACAGCUGACUCUAUUAGUGACCCAUUUUUCCCCCGAACUACUCAGAUACUGUUGGAAUAUCAACUAGGGAGAUGGGUGCCACGUCUUCGUGAACCACGAGAUUUAUAUGGUGUCUCUUCUUCUGGUCCGCUGAGCCCAACACGAUGGCCGUACCACUGUGAGGUCAUUGAUGAAAAGGUCCAGCAUAUCGAUUGGACUCCUCCUUUUCCUGAGCCAGUGUACACCCCAACAGGCCUAGAGAUGGAACCCCUUUAUCCAAACUCCAAGGAAAACACUGUAGUUUAUCUAGCUGAAGAUGCUUACAAGGAGCCCUGUUUUGUGUACUCCCGAGUAGGGGGUAACCGAACACCCCUGAAGCAGCCUGCGGACGACUAUAAUGAUACUUUGACGUUUGAAGCAAGGUUUGAGAGUGGAAAUCUGCAGAAGGUAGUCAAAGUGGCAGAAUAUGAGUACCAGUUGACCCUGCGCCCUGACCUCUUCACAAAUAAACACACCCAGUGGUACUAUUUCCAAGUCACUAAUACCCAACCAGGAAUAGUCUACAGAUUCACUAUCAUUAAUUUCACUAAGCCUGCUAGUCUUUACAAUCGGGGUAUGCGCCCACUGUUUUACUCUGAAAAAGAAGCUAAGACUCAUAAUAUUGGCUGGCAGAGAAUAGGAGACCAAAUCAAGUAUUACAGGAACAACCAAGGACAAGAGGGGCGCCAUUAUUUCUCUCUCACAUGGACAUUUCAAUUCCCACACAACAAAGACACCUGCUACUUUGCUCACUGCUAUCCAUAUACUUACACCAACCUGCAAGAAUACCUUUCUGCUAUCAAUCACGACUCCGUACGGUCCAAGUUUUGUAAAAUACGUGUCUUGUGCCACACAAUGGCUAGGAACAUGGUGUAUGUAUUAACGAUCACCACUCCCUUGAAGAACACUGACUCAAGAAAGCGAAAGGCUGUGAUUUUGACUGCAAGGGUCCAUCCAGGAGAAACCAACAGCUCUUGGAUCAUGAAAGGCUUCCUAGAUUAUAUUUUAGGAGACUCGAGCGAUGCGCAGUUGCUUCGGGACACUUUCAUCUUCAAGGUGGUACCCAUGCUGAAUCCAGAUGGUGUGAUUGUGGGAAAUUAUCGUUGUUCCUUAGCUGGACGAGAUUUAAACCGUAACUAUACAUCUCUCCUGAAGGAAUCCUUUCCUUCUGUGUGGCAUACCCGGAACAUGAUACAUAGAUUGAUGGAGAAACGAGAGGUUAUUUUAUAUUGUGACCUUCAUGGCCAUAGUAGAAAAGAGAACAUCUUCAUGUAUGGCUGUGAUGGUAGUGACAGGUGUAAGGCAUUAUACUUACAGCAACGGAUCUUUCCACUUAUGCUGAGCAAAAAUUGUCCAGAUAAAUUUUCAUUCUCAGCUUGCAAAUUUAAUGUUCAGAAGAGCAAAGAGGGCACAGGAAGGGUAGUAAUGUGGAAAAUGGGAAUCAGGAACAGCUUUACCAUGGAGGCUACUUUUUGUGGAUCUACCCUGGGUAAUAAACGGGGCACUCAUUUCAACACAAAAGACUUGGAGUCAAUGGGAUAUCAUUUUUGUGAUUCUCUCUUGGACUAUUGUGAUCCAGACCGAACCAAGUAUUAUCAGUGCCUGAAAGAAUUAGAAGAAAUGGAAAAACAUAUAAAUUUGGAAAAAAUCCUUGAGGAUUCAGAUACUUCUCUGAAAGAAAUGACACUGGAUCUAGACUCUAGUAGCCGAGGCUCUGACAGUUCAGAAUCCAAUGAGUCUCAGACUUAUCUUCUCAAGUUGACUUCUCAGAUAAAAAACAAGAAAAAACACCUGAAAACAAAGAAGGAAAGAAAUUCUACCAUAACAAGUCAUCAGAACACCAGAGAAGAGCAAGAGGCAUGUGAUAAAGGACGUUUAGUGCAAAGACACAGAGAAUCAGAUUCUGAAGUGAAAGAUACAAAGCCAAAUGUAUCAGAUGAUUGUAUAUUUGAUUAUUUCAGAAGAGCAUUCCCUAAUCAAAGUUUGGUGAAAAUACCGGGACGAGCUCCUGCUUGGUUUCUAAAAAGAUAUUUGAGCUCCCAAAAUAGGAUUCAGAGGCUCAGCAAAGACCAACAAAGACAGUUGUUAGAAACUGGUGAGAAGACAAUCCACGAAAUAAUUCAGCCCAAGAGCACUAAUUUGUAUGGAAACUGUUUCAAAGUAAAAUCCUUCAAGUGUCCUAUGAGCACGCAAACUCCCAGCUGGGCUGAGAAGACAAGGAUACCAGCAGAAGAUCUGCGUCGCAACUUUAAAAGCAAAAUGAAAGAAUGUACUUCUUUCCAGAGCAAGAAGACUGGCAUAAAUUGGACAGAUGAUGAAAAGAGAAUCUACAGGGAUAAAAGAAUAGCUCAAACUCAAGAAAUUCUGCAGUAUUUGCUCCCUAUCAUGGAAAGCACUAAAAAUGUACAAACCCCUCAGAAGAAACAAAUACUCAACCCAAGAACCAGCUUCCAAAUUCAGCAUCAACUAAAGCCAGCAACUUACAUAAAUGUAAAGAGAUACAGCACAUCUUGGACACCACCCAGAAAUCACCCUCUUAUAAGCCAAAGGAAUCUGACGGUCAGCUCUCUAGAGUGGCUCCAGUCUGUGUCCCAGAGAUCACUUGAAAACCUGUCACCUCUCAAAGUGCCCAAGAAGAAGAAAAAACACUCUCGAAUCAAGGCCACAAAGACUAAAGACGUAAAACCUGUCAGCAGCAAAUGGGAGACUUAUCCCUCAAGUCUCGAAAAGGACGCGGAUAUUAGCAAAGAAAAGAGUCUUCAAGCUGAAGAAUGCAACGAGCAAAACUCUAUGAAAAUAGCUCCACAUCCAACUAAAAAUAAGGAUGAGCAACCAAGCAAGAAGUAUGGACAACCUGCCUUCUAUUUGAAGCUCCAAAGAGACAAAUAAUUCAGCUUUAUGCUACUCUGAAAACCUUGGAUGAAAAUACCGUAUGCUUACUUAGUAAAAAGAAAAGGAAAAGAAAGAAAAAAGCCCUCCCCACCCUCAUUCUCUCUCUCCCCCCCUUACAGAUACAUAUGCAUAUCCCAACUACAAGGUUCAGAUAACCCAUCUUCAUUAGUGGCAACAUCUU
Molecule: messenger RNA, 3518 nt
Organism: Enhydra lutris kenyoni (northern sea otter)
Lineage: Eukaryota; Metazoa; Chordata; Mammalia; Carnivora; Mustelidae
Gene: AGBL3
Product: ATP/GTP binding protein like 3
Exons: 19
Coding region: 311-3334 (1007 amino acids)
Biological process (GO): proteolysis
Molecular function (GO): zinc ion binding; metallocarboxypeptidase activity
Source: RefSeq, a predicted model, not a curated record